This is a messenger RNA of Tribolium castaneum (red flour beetle), 4295 nucleotides long. It is a transcript of the gene prd1, whose product is annotated as pruning defect 1. Gene Ontology annotation, cellular component: endosome membrane. The record is from RefSeq and is a predicted model, not a curated record. Lineage: Eukaryota; Metazoa; Arthropoda; Insecta; Coleoptera; Tenebrionidae. Bases 173 to 3574 code for a protein of 1133 amino acids. Gene Ontology annotation, molecular function: kinesin binding. Gene Ontology annotation, biological process: regulation of protein localization; Golgi organization; lysosome localization. The transcript is spliced from 8 exons.
GAAACGUCAAAAAGUAACAGCAAACGCAUGCUCAAAAGUGUGAUCAGUGGAGCACCCUUAAAAAUAAUAAUGACGAUUUACUUUAUUACGUGCAAUGUAGUUAAAAAAAUGAUACUCUUUUAAUAUCCCACCACAAGAAAAACCACAACGAGGACAAUAAUAGCAAGCAACAAUGGAAAUUGAAGAAAUCGUCGAUUUUGCAAAGCACAAAACACCGGAAGUGAAACUCAAGAAACAGAACAGCCAAGAUCUGCAAAUGACAUCAAGUACAACCUCGAGUUUGGCCUCGCCAGGGGACUCAGGAGUGCAAUUGUUGGACAGCGAGAGCGAAAUCACGUCUGUGAUGUCCGUUAGCGGACUCGGUUGUGAUAUUGAUACGAUACCAAACCUGGAUAACGACGAAAAAACCGCUGACAAUAAAGAAUUCAAUCAAAACAAUUUCAACCAUUUCGCAACGUCCGUACCCAACUAUUUCGACAAGUUCGAGGCAAAAUGCCUGGAAAAGUCGAAGAAGGAGGUGCUGAACAAGUCGCUAAGCGAGGAAGUGUUCGAAAUGGAACACCCGAUCAAAGACUCGGACUUGAUGAACGUCUCCUUGAACAGCUACGAACUGCUAGACUACACCCUCCAGAACAAACUUGCGACAAACAUUGACCAAAUGCACGUCAGCAUGUCCGAAGAAGUGAACGAAAAUUUGAAAGUCAACGGCCAGAACCCCGAACCUGUGGUGUUGCCGAUCGCUGAAGACAAACCGGAAGAGCAGAUCGUCUUCCGGCGCCAACGCAAGAAAAAAUCCAAGUCGGACACCCCAAAAAAGCGCGUCUCGUUCCACGAGGAUAUUUUAAACAGCACGAAAAUCGACGAUAUUCACAUUAAUCACGGCUUUAUCACGCACGAGCCCGACGUCUCGCUCAGCUUUUUCCAAAGGGGCUUCGUCCGGAAGCCGGACGUGGUCAAGGGGCGCUACAGCUGGGCCGCCGAAGGCGACGCCCCUUACUACGAGAAAACCCCCUCAGACAGAGAAAUCAAAUCGGACCUGUAUUGCCAACACAACACCCGCUUCUCGUCAACUUCGUCAAGCUCCACCGGAAGCAUCUCCUCGUCAAUCGACGAAGACGACGAGACCUGUGUGAAGAAAGAGCCCAAGUUCAUGCAACCGAAGUCGAGUUGUCUGAAGAAAACCAAACACUCGAAGAAAAUCGACACGAAGAUCGUGCAGGAGGAAACGAACCGGAAACGAAGAUCUGACAGUAAUUUACUCGAUUCGAAUAUUUUCGGCAGUUUGAAGAACAUUUUAACGUUUUCGACUUCGGUUCCUUUGGCGGAGCGUGGAGUCCCAGAAGGCCAGGAAGACUUUGCGAUUUAUUCGUCUUCACAUGAGUCCAACCGGCGUAAAUCCUGCACGAAUUUAACUUUUAAAGGGUUUGAACCGAUCGAGGCACAACCGGUUCCGGCUAAAACCGAAAAACCUCUCUCUGCCAACAAAACAAACCUGAAGUUGACGGCAAGCGAGGGCUUUUACCCGAAUUACCCCACCAAUCAAAACCUACCAGCGAAUGUUAUCGUGUGUGAUAGUAACGUGUACGAGCAUAAAGGGAUCAGUUAUUCGUACGAAUAUGACAAGUUCCAGAAGUCGUUCGAGCAGCAAAACAAACCGAAAAGCUCAACCGUCUACCAAAUGAUCCUGAAAGAGUUUAAUUUUUUUCGCAAGAAGGCUAAGGAACCGGAAAAGGAAGCUCCGGACGAUUUCGAGAUCGUGCCGAGUCCGGUGCCGGAAAAAAGCGACAGUAUUGAAGAAGUCCAAGAGGUGGAGUACAAAAGUCCGAAAAACUCCAUCAGUAGAUAUGCUUCAACCACCAAAAUGGAUUGGUCCGAUAAUGAAACCAUCUCAGACAUGUCCGAAAAUCCCACUGGGCGCCAUUUGCACUCGCCGAAGAGGCGGGUGAGUAAAAGUAAUCAUUACUCGUUGAGUCCGUUUAAAGUUGCGCCAAGUGAGUCGGGGAAAAGUGACCAAGAGGGGGCGCUAGUUAGUAAAAGUUUGCAAAAUUUAAAACCAGCCACUUCGAAGUCCUCGCUGAUCAAUCGGUUUUUGCGCAACGUUACGCUGAAGAAAAUGUUGGACGCCAAAGCGCAAAAUAAGCAAAAGAAUUGUCGCAAGUAUAUGGGGUUGUAUGUGAAAGGGGUGAAGUUUGAGUAUAAGGGGAGGGAUGAGGUUGAUGAGGCGUUGGAACGGGAAAUUCUGAAAGGGAUGGAAGUGGCUCAGAGUUCCGAAGAUGUGGUCGAUAAGAAGUUUGGGAUGCAGUUGAAGAAGGAGAUCUUUAGGAGCAGAAUGGAACGGCUUAUAAGGAUUUUCCCCGUACGAAGCGCUUACGCAACAAACGGCGAAAGCAAACCUUUGCUCCUAAUCCUAAGCGACACAACUCUCUACAUAACAGGAAUAAAAUUGGGAAAUUCGCUUUGCAAUCAUUUUGUUCUGCCCUACACCGAGCUCAAUACAAUUCUAAUAGGGCCAAGUGCACAAACCAUACACUUAUCCAAUUACGAUAAAGACAUGCAAUGUAUUAUAACAACGGGUUGUGGGAAAAUUACGGGUGAUAUUGUGGGCCAGCUUGAAGUGGCAAUGAGACGUGAUAUGAGUAAACCACGACUGCCAGCCGUCAAACAUCUAAGUAUGCGAGACAUGGUGAAUCUGCGGAGAGCGAUUUGCAAACAAACAUCAGUCGACAAGGAGGAAGAAUAUUUCUAUUAUAGCAUCGUAAACAUUCAAGAUUUUAACCCGGAUAUACCGGAAGUGACGCCUCUAGGCCCCAACAAGGAGGGCCCUCUGAUGUUCAAAACCUCAGACACUGAGGCACGAUGGGAAACCGCUUACUUCAUCCUAAAGGCUGGUGUUCUUUAUAUGCUGUCAUCGGCUUCGCAAAGGGUCCCAAUGCGUGUGUUUCCCCUAAUAAAUGGUUCCUGUCAGGGGGCUCAUCGUGUCUUCAACUGCCCUCGGCCCCACACAUUCCAGUUGAUCGUCGAAGGGAAAAGUCUGCAUCUGGCAGCCCCCGACGAAUACGUAGCCAGUGACUGGUUGCAGUGCCUCGUACACGCAGCCAGCGGGGGCUACAACCAGAAAGAGAAAAUGUUGACUCAAUCCUGCUCUCUUCUGAUGACGAGUGACCAUAUUUUGACAGUGCGGGAGGCUUUCCCCUGCACAGUCUCCUCUCUCUUGCCCUCGAAAAACCAGCAUCAGCCCAUUAAAGGACCUCAAGUAUUAUCAUGUGCUGCGAUUAUUGAUUUGGUGGCGUUUCGAUUGCCUUCGGCCGAGCAAAGUUGGUGUGUUUUGGAGUUCUCCUGUAGAGAGGUACACGAGUGUAGCGGCGAUUGGAUUUUGUAUUUUGCGACGAACGUCGAGCUUGAGAAUUUUAUAUCAACUUUGGAGGUUCUCUGGACUUACAAUAAUGAAAACGGUGAUAGUUUUCCGUUGAGUACUAUCCCGGAGAGCGACCCUUUGAGUAAGAAAUGCGUGGAUAUUUAUACUUCUUUGAAACAACUAUGGCCAUCUAAUAGUGUACAUUUACAAUUUCUGUAAUUUAACGCUUGAUUUCCUGUUGGUUUUCUGUAUAUAUGGCCGCUUUAGUUGUAGGGUGAUAUAUUUAUUUUUCUAGCCAUACAAUUCCAAAUUUAUUUUGAUACUCUAGUCAUUUUUUCUUUUAUUUAUUGAUAUACAAAUGUGAUAGAUAUUUAAAUAGUUUUUGUAUCAACGCUUGCUGUAAUGCACAUGUAGACAAAGCACAGCUCCUUUUGUUAAAUUAUUACGUAGCAUGGUAGUCAUAAUUGUCGCUCUUUAUGGCUUGGGUUUGGCCGAUUUUAACUGAUUUUAUUUCAAGUUUUAGAUGAACUGUGAUAUUUUGUUACCGUUUUAAUUUAGAAUUGUCCAAAUCUUUCAAGCCGUAAAGGUAAAUUAUUUAAAGGGAUUGAUAUUGAACAUAUUAGGAAAUACCGUUUCUCUCAAUUUUGAAAAUAUUCAAAGGCCAGUUUAAUCGUUUAAAUCGUUACCCCGUGUAGCUUGGAUGGUGCUUGACCCAGUUUAUAUCAAAUGUAAUUUUAGUUAGGGAAAUAAUUUGGUGCUGUUGAAAAUUGUUUAAAUUUGUUAAGGGUUUCAAACGUUGGGUGAUGUAGUGAUAUUUGAUUUAAUUCCAACUUACACAAGUAUUUUUUGCUCAGAUUACCUAAAUACUGACCCAUUAUUAUUAACUUCACUGUACUAAAUAAUGUAGUCCUCAAUACUCAAUAAAACCAAUUAAGCUGAA